UGCGCGCCUUUUGUUGUAGCUUGCCGUAAGUGAAGAAAUUCUGGAUUCUGGUGUAUCUUAUUCGUCUGGAAUGGAUUCUGCGGCACUAAAAACCUACCAUCGCGAGAUUGGUCAUCUCGUUUUAGAUGCGAAUGAGAAAGUAUCCGUGCGGAAGAUCAGUAACCUGUGGAAUAUCGACUCGCAGCAGGCAGUGGAGGUUCUGCAAAAAUGGAUCGAUGACCAAAAGGAGAGUGUUAAGUUAACGCAAGAGUUUCUGGUUCGCGGAAAGGACAAAAAUGGGAAUGUGUUUAUGACCCUAGCCAUCGAGAAGAGAGCUGCAAAGAUUAUCAGCAAGUAUGAGGGAUGCUCGAAGAUGCUGUACUCGGUGGAAGCGACCUCCGACGUGAGACCAUUGAACGUUUCAUCGGAUCGUGAUUUCGCAGUCAUCAAACUGCGCCUGGAAACAGAGAAACGGGAGUUAGCGAAACGGUCGUUGCCAGUGGCGCAACCAGCAGUUGCUGCGGUGAAGCAGGAACAGAAACCUUCCAAAAUGAAUGGGCUGUUCGGUGCGAUGGCUAGCAAGCAGGCGAAAACCCCUGCAGUAGCGAAGGAAGAAAAGCCUUCGUCACCUCCACCGGCGCCAGUAGUGCCUACGGUAAAACAGGAACCCCAAACCCCCACUACUAAAGCAUCCCCAAAGAAGGCAUCUCCGAAAAAGGAUACAAAGAAGCAGACCAAUGGGAAGGGUUCUAUUUCCUCAUUUUUCUCUUCAAAACCGGGUCAAACGGCUGUUCCGAAACCGGUCGUAAAGGCCGAACCGGAAUCACCAAGCAACGCACAGUCAACUAAGAAGGCAUCGGAAGAACGGAAGAAACCAGAGAAAUCCCGCAAAAGGACGAUCGAUGAAGAUGAGAAGGACGAGGUGGCCAUCAAAAAGGAACGUGAGGAUGAGGGAGAAGAGGAAGAGAUUCCAAACACACCGCAGGAGGAGAAGCGCGAAGCAAAGAAGAGGCGCACCGGCAAACCAUCGCUGCAGCGCAAAACAGCGGCGAAUCCGUCCAAGAAAUCACGAAUCUACGCAAUUUGUGAUUCUUCUAGUGAGGAUGAUACAGAAGCAACGGAAGAACGCCGUGAGGAGGAACGUUUGGUCAAGUUUGAGCAGGACCCGGAACCUGAGGCCGAGCCUGAGCCCAUGGAGGCCAGCAACAUUUCACCCGAGAAGCCCGUCGAAAACGAUUCCAACAGUGUCAACCGGAACCACCGUGGAAAGGUGAAAAAGCUGGUCACGAGAACGUUUAUGAGCGCGGAUGGAUUCAUGGAAACCGUCAAGGAGUACGAAAUGGUGUCGGAAGAUGAAUCUCAGGGGGCGACGAACGGCGAACAGUCGCUGCCCGUGGACACCAAGCUCAGCGCUCCCAGCGUGAAACAAGUUCCAGCUGAGCCCAUGGACAAGAAGAAGAGCACACCACCGACACCGAGAACGAAGCAAGGAUCCAUAAUGAGCUUUUUCGCUAAAAAAUGAACUCCACGUAUUCCUAGCCUUUAGUUCCAUUUACGUUUAGCAACAAUGUUGAAACAUUUCAAAGAAAACCACAAAUACAGCGCAUAAAAGUGUCG
This is a messenger RNA of Anopheles aquasalis, 1596 nucleotides long. RefSeq names its product DNA polymerase delta subunit 3 (gene PolD3). Gene Ontology annotation, cellular component: nucleus; delta DNA polymerase complex. Gene Ontology annotation, molecular function: DNA-directed DNA polymerase activity. Gene Ontology annotation, biological process: DNA strand elongation involved in DNA replication; DNA synthesis involved in UV-damage excision repair; DNA replication. The record is from RefSeq and is a predicted model, not a curated record. Lineage: Eukaryota; Metazoa; Arthropoda; Insecta; Diptera; Culicidae.